Messenger RNA from Drosophila yakuba, 1018 nucleotides. RefSeq names its product immune-induced peptides. The record is from RefSeq and is a predicted model, not a curated record. Lineage: Eukaryota; Metazoa; Arthropoda; Insecta; Diptera; Drosophilidae. Bases 54 to 908 code for a protein of 284 amino acids. The transcript is spliced from 4 exons.
CUGUAUGCUGUUCAACUGCACUCAGUUAAAGCCGCGCUUUGAAACUGAUCGGAAUGAAGUCGUUCGGAUUGAUUGCACUGGCUAUUUGUGGCGCUGUCUGCGUCGCUGCGCAACCACAGCACACCUACGACGGUCGGAAUGGGCCGCAUGUCUUCGGUACUCCGGGCAAUCAGGUCUACAUAAGGGGUCAGAAUGAAGGAACCUACAGCGUGCCGGGAGUGGGUGGCCAGUUUGAAAACGCUCCUCAACGGGGUGAGCAUGUGUACACCGAUGACUUGGGCAACACGUUUGUAAACCGAAAGAACGCUGGUGGACCAGCUUCUCACACCGUCAGUGGUCCCAGUUUUUCCGCCCAGAACUUAGGUCCCAAUGGAGCCAAGGGAGUGGGAGUCCCACAACGCCCUCCUCGCAGUCCGCAGCUUCACGUACAGCGUCCCGAUCGCACUGUUGACGUUGGAAACGGAGGAUUCUACAUCCAGCGCAGCCGGCGCAGUCCGCAGCUCCAUGUGGCACGUCCGGAUCGCACCGUAACUGCUGGUAAUGGCGGCGUCUAUGUCCAACGCAGCCGGCGCAGUCCGCAGCUCCAUGUGGCACGUCCAGAUCGCACCGUAACUGCUGGUAAUGGCGGCUUCUAUGUACAACGCAGCCGGCGCAGUCCGCAGUUUCAUGUGGAGCGACCAGACCGCACGGUCGAUUUUGGAAAUGGUGGCUUCUCCGUUCAACGUUUCCGUCGUGGGAUCAACGAUGCCCGCGUCCAGGGAGAGAACUUUGUGGCCCGCGACGAUCAGGCAGGCGUUUGGGACAAUAAUGUCUCCGUUUGGAAGCGCCCCGAUGGACGUACUGUUGUAAUCGAUAGCAGUGGUCGUACCAUCGUGUCUGGAAGAGGACGUCCUGCCCAGCAAUACUGAAAUAGUUCCAAAGAAACACAACUUUAGGCGUUAAAUAUGAUAAAUUUGAGACUAUGUAUAUAACAACUUAAAUCACAUGAUAACUGAAUACAAAAAUAACCGAAAAACUA